Molecule: messenger RNA, 1455 nt
Organism: Adineta ricciae
Lineage: Eukaryota; Metazoa; Rotifera; Eurotatoria; Adinetida; Adinetidae
Source: the annotation of a GenBank genome assembly
AUGUCAGUCACGUCCGGACCACCAGAACUACCACCUGAUUCACCUGGCUCUUCCGUUUCAUCACGCUUACAGAAUGAAUACAACGAUUUGAUACGCCGAGCCAUUGUUGUUUCUACAGAUGGUUAUUCAACAAAAGUGGUUAUGAAUCAAACAGCACUUGGACUUGGACAACGACCACCAGCGAAAAAAAACGAUCAAGUUACAGAUUUAAUUGAUCUGAGCAGUCCAGAAACACAUCGAACUGAUCGAUCACUUUCAGCCAUCGAUACUCAACGACAACAAUUAUCUCAAAUUCCAUCUCUUCAACAGUUGCUAACGACAUCCACGAGUUCAUUAAAUGAACAGCACAAUGGUGAUAAUCAAAUGACACCAAGAGAUUGUGACGAUCCACUGGUUCACCAUUUACUUCGUUACUCUGAAUUCAUGUCGAACAAUUUAGAGUCAAAGCCAAUUACUGAGAAAAUGGAUCAUUGGUAUUUGGAUUUAAAAAAGAAUUUGAUGACCGAAUUCGAUAAACUACGACUACAAUUCCUCGAAGAAGCGCAAGAAAGCGCUCUCCGUGAAAAACAAGCCCAAGCAAAGGAAUAUGUUCGUUUAAAUCAAGAUAUUAAAACCAUGCGUGAAAUGUUAACACAAUACGAACAAACGAUUGAUCAAAAAGAUCAAACAGAGAAAAAUUUGAACAAAGCAUUAGAUUUACUCUACCAGAAAACGAUCGCCUAUCGUCGUUAUUACGAAUGGCGUUUAGCUCAUAUCGAAAAGCAACGGCAACAGUAUUCAUUAUCACUCGCCAAGCGAUUCUACGAUGAUAAAAUCAAACGUAAAGCAAUGACCAAUUGGAAGAAUUUAGUUGAACAAGGAUGGAAAAGGCGUUUUGAAGCAGCAUGUGAAAAGAAAGCAAAGGAUGUUUUAAUCGAAUUAGGCAACGAAUAUGAGCUGAAGUAUAAACAAUUAGAAUUACAGUUACUAAAUGCCAACGAGGAAAUCGCGCGACUCAAAGCUGAUAAAGGCGACCAUGAUGAAGCCUUGAAAAAAGCAUUCAUGCGCGGAGUUUGUGCCUUAAAUAUGGAAGCAAUGUCAGUUUUGCUUAAAAAUGAGAAUGAAUUAGAAACAACAGCGACAACCACAAUUGCAGACGAACAGCGGCGAUGUUGUAACCAUGAAGUCAGCAGUGAUGAACCGCUGACUGAUGAUAAUAAUCAAGAAAACGGUUCCAAACCUUCGUCACAUUAUCAUUCGUUUCCGACACACGUUUAUAAAGAAUCUUUACCAAGUACAAUUUAUCGCACAGGAGAAGCACGAACUGUUCGUCCGACUAGUGUCACUAAACCGACUGGUCAAUCUCGACAUGUGACUUUCAACAAACGGCAAUCAAGUGGUACAAAUCGGGCGCGUUAUCCAAAUAAUAAUGUGCUGGUCGAACGACAUGCACCGACGAGCAAUGUGCGUUCAUAA